AUUGCACGAGCCGGUCCAGGCCAAUGUUCACACUUGAGAAAUCAAAGAGCCCGUCUGCAAGGCGACUAUCGAUGGACGGCCCUGAUACAACAGUGCAAUCGGCCACGGGUGGCCCAGCGUACUCUGCGUCUCUGCUCGCCAACAGGGGACGAGUUGGCGCCUCUCGUCGUCUGCCGUCCACUUCAAUCGUUUCAACUCGUCCGUCCGGCUGUUGUCGACUCUGCGCUAUCUCGGCCGUAUUCACUAACUGAAGACGAACUGGUGGAAUUCAAAUCCCACACCCCAAUGGCAUUGCCACCGCUUCCACAUACCACCUAUAAGCCGGUGAAGGCCAUCUUCAAGCCUUCACAACAACGUGGACGGGAUGUUGCUGUUUAUGUACUGCCAGACGACCCUGAAUUGUGCAUGGAAUUCAGUUUCAAGCGAUUCAACACCGCAGAAACCAUCGCCACUUACGUUUGUGUGGCUUGCCGAGCGCUGAAGGAUCGAGCACCGAGGCUUUAUGGUGUUGUGCCGAUCGAUGGCUAUUUCUUGAGCGACCCAACUCUGCCGGAGCAUCCGCAUUUCUGCGAACCACGGAAUUAUGCUCGAUCAAUGAUGCGACGAGAGAUCAUCGCAAAAUUCAACGAAAUCAGAGAAAGUAUAACCGAUGGUACACCUGAAGAAGUGGAGGAGGACCUUCUUCAGGCCAUCAACAAGCCGGAAUAUGCCCAUUUUGGUGAAGAAGAACGUCAGGAGAUGGUGAAGCAGUUGGUGAUGGGACAUAUUGGUGGACGAGAUACCCUGAGAAGUAUGAUCCGUACGAAUAAACGAGCAAAACGACGACGAGUUCAAUUCGAGUACCCCGAAGAUGCCCCACCACCAACCCCUAUGCUGAUUUUCCCGAAUGCAAAAAGGGAGCAUUCGGACGCCCGACCACCCCAUUUUCCCGUCCAUCCCUGCUAC
Ostertagia ostertagi is the source of this 945-nucleotide messenger RNA. Lineage: Eukaryota; Metazoa; Nematoda; Chromadorea; Rhabditida; Trichostrongylidae. The record is from the annotation of a GenBank genome assembly.